GCGUGUCGUGCCCACUCUGAUCCGUCCAAAAGUACUCGACAUUCAAGUCCAAGUGCAAUACUUGGCAAACUAUUUAUGAUCUCAACACGUACGUUCAGAUGGAUAUAUGUGGGUCUAUGGACGUUACGGAUAUGCUUUGCGCUUCUUGGAACUGGGUACAUUCACCCGGAUGAACACAUGCAAAAUGGAGAAGUGACCUCCGGUGAUCUCAUACCUUACCAUACCAUCCGUACUUGGGAAUGGUCUGCUGUACUUCCCGUCCGUUCCAUAGUACCGGCAUUUGCGACAACUGGAAUCCCCGUCUGGUUUGCCAAGGUCCUCAGCAAGAAACACUUGAUACAGGGAGUGCAUCCAAUACUACUCUUUCGACUAGAACGGUCCGCCUUCUUGUUCUUAUCCGGGCUGAUCGAUUACAGCUUGAUGAGUUUGGUGCCGACGCCGAGUGCCCGACGCCUUGGUCUUCUGCUUCUGGCGUCGUCUCAUGUCAUGAACACGUUCCAGGUUCGGCCCUUCUCGAAUUCUAUCGAGGCAGUCCUUGUUUCUUUGAGCCUGUUGUUCUUGCGCAAGAUACGUUCGGUAAAGAUGCUGGAUAAGAGUUAUUAUGUCCACUUGCUAGCCAUAACCUUCGUGACUGGUAUAUUCACUCGCCCAACCUUCUUGAUAUUCGGGGCGCCCAUCGCAUUUCAGGUUGCACUUGGAACGUUUAUACAUGCCAGAACUGUGACCAGGUGGCUGCGACUUGUCGUCCCGCCGUUAUUCACUGCAGCAGGGACAUGUACCGCAUUUUUGGUGGUGGACACCCUCUAUUUUCGAGGCACCCUUGACGACAUCGUGGUGACACCUUUUAAUUUUCUCAUGUAUAAUUUCGCGUCCCAAAAUCUGGCAGAACAUGGACUUCAUUCACGCUGGCUCCACGUUUUCGUGAACCUUCCGAUGUUGUUCGGCCCCUGGAUCACUUGGCUAGUAGUGCGCGCGAUUGUGGACAGCGCCACAUUGUUUAAUAAGAAAAAUGACAAAUCAUUUGAAGUCGACGUUCUUCGCCCGACAAUCAUACAAAUGAUCAUUUUGUCAUUGUCUGUCCUAUCUGUGCAACCUCAUCAAGAACCUCGCUUCUUGGUGCCUCUUUUGUUGCCUAUUAUUGUCUUGAUAGCAAAUACCGGACAAUUGGCCCAUGUUGGCAAAGCAUUUUGGGUAUCCUGCUCCAUCUUCAACUUCGUGCUUGCGGUUCUAUUUGGAAUUCUACAUCAAGGGGGCGUAGUACCUUCCCUAUUCCACCUCCAUCCCUUGGUUGCUAAUGCUUCCCUCGGCACGCGGACAAACAUAAUCUACUGGAAGACGUACAUGCCACCGCUCCACCUCCUUGGCGUUAACGAACAAGAUGUUGCAACUGGCUUAAUUUCUUUCGUUGAUCUCGCCGGGGCGUCCCAAGAUGAUCUUACUGCAUCCUUCAGUGUCGAUGAUUACGACAGAACAUUUGUUGUGACUCCCGUGGCCAUGCGAUACACGCUACCUGCUGCAAUUACGGGCUGUAUGGAACUAGACCAGACCAUUUUUCCGCAUCUCGAUCUUGACCACAUUUCGGAGAGCAUGGAUGUAGGCGUACUUGACGGCCUUCGUUUAGGGGUGUAUACCUUGUCACGUAACUGUGUCUUUGUUUGAACCACUCAUGGACUUUAGCGAAUUGAGCGGUAAUGCUGAGAGAAUUGACCGUUGGUCUCCAUCUCUUAUAACCAUUCGGC
This is a messenger RNA of Suillus discolor, 1739 nucleotides long. Its product is annotated as glycosyltransferase family 22 protein. Gene Ontology annotation, cellular component: endoplasmic reticulum membrane. Lineage: Eukaryota; Fungi; Basidiomycota; Agaricomycetes; Boletales; Suillaceae. The record is from RefSeq and is a predicted model, not a curated record. Gene Ontology annotation, biological process: GPI anchor biosynthetic process. Gene Ontology annotation, molecular function: alpha-1,2-mannosyltransferase activity. The transcript is spliced from 9 exons. The coding region runs from base 76 to 1659 and encodes 527 amino acids.